CACCUCUCAACUAUUUCAAAAAAAGCUUCAACCUUUACUCUCUCUCUCUCUCUCUCUCUUCUUCGAAUUGGAAGACAAAACCUUUCUCUGAUUCUUACCAAACCCCAAACUCACCUGAAAAUGAAAAACCCAGAAAAACCCAUACUCCUGUUUCUAAUCCUAGCUUCAACCUUAGCAUCAACCGCCACAUCAAAAUCAACAAUAGAACCCUGCGCAACAACCUCCACAUGCAACUCCUUCCUCGGCUACACACUCUACACAGACCUCAAACUCACAGAACUCGCCUCCCUCUUCCAAACAAACCCAAUCUCCAUCCUCCUCUCAAACUCAAUCUCCACCUCCUCCCCCGACGUCGAAACCCACGUCCUCCCUUCCCACCUCUUCCUCAAGAUCCCAACCCUCUGCUCCUGCGUCGACGGCAUCCGCAAAUCCACCUCCACUCGUUACAAAACCAGAACUUCCGACACGUUGGAGUCAAUAGCAGACUCUGUCUACGCCGGUCUUGUCUCCCCGGAGCAGAUUCAGGUGGCGAAUCCGGGGGUUGAGUCUAGGGCUGUGGAUGUUGGGACGAGUCUUGUGAUCCCUUUGCCUUGUGCUUGCUUUAAUGGGACCGAUGGGGAUGUUCCCGCGGUUUAUUUGUCGUAUGUGGUGAGAGGUGGGGAUACGAUGGAGGGGAUUGCGAGGAGGUUUUCGACUACUGUUGCGGAUUUGACUAAUGUGAAUGCUAUGGGGGCUCCUGAUAUUAAUCCUGGUGAUAUCCUCGCUGUUCCUUUGCUUGCUUGUGGUUCAAACUUCCCAAAAUACGCUACGGAUUACGGACUGAUCAUUCCAAAUGGAAGCUAUGCUCUCACCGCAGACCACUGUGUACAAUGCAGCUGUUCACUCGGAAGCCGCAGUAUGUACUGUGAGCCAGCUUCUUUAGAUGUCUCUUGCUCUAGUAUGCAAUGUAGAAACAGCAAGUUCAUGCUAGGGAACAUCACUUCUCAGGAGACUAGUGCUGGUUGUAAACUCACUACUUGUACUUACAAUGGUUUCGCUAAUGGCACUAUCUUGACCACGUUAUCAAGGUCUCUACAACCUCGAUGUCCUGGACCUCCACAAUUAGCGCCCCUUAUAGCUCCACCUGAUACUGUUCCAAAGGAGCUGAUGUAUGCACCUUCUCCUUCACCUGCACCUUCACCUUCACAUGCACCGGAGUCUGAUGGUAUUGUUAGUGGAGGACCCUCCUCCGCAGUUGCAGCUGCACCAAGAGGACCUACGGUUGCUUCAAGCAGUUCUAUUCCGGGCAAUCCAGCUAAUGGUCCUGCAGGGAGUGUCUCUUUUGCUUCUUGCCCUUCGAGCUAUCAUGCAUUCAUUGUGUUCUUGAUCGCCUCUGCUUCUUACUCCUUUGUAAUAUUGGUUUAGUGCAAGAUGAUAUAUUACCAUUACUCUUUGUUCUUUUGUUUGGUACUUUGAUAAACCUCUUGCAAGCAGC
This is a messenger RNA of Eruca vesicaria subsp. sativa (arugula), 1474 nucleotides long. The record is from the annotation of a GenBank genome assembly. NCBI's taxonomy places the organism in Eukaryota, Viridiplantae, Streptophyta, Magnoliopsida, Brassicales, Brassicaceae.